CACCAAACCCACAGACCCAUCACCUAAGUCGCCUCCUCGGUCUCUCUCUCUCUCUCUCUCUCUGCCCUCACCCCUCUGUGUCCGUUUGUCUGUGGGUUAUUUGCUCUCACAGAACACUUCCUUUGUACUCAUCAUCCACCAUCAACACACAACAAGGAAAUGCCUGCUCUAAGAUGGGCCGCCAUGGCAAUGUCCAUGGCUCUGCUCCAUCUGUUCUGCUCGGUCACCGAGACCGAAUCAUUCCCCGGGAUGCGCGACCUGGUCGUUGGCUUGCCGGGGCAGCCUCCGGUCGGGUUUGGGCAGUACUCAGGCUAUGUGGCUGUCGAUGGGAGGAAGCAGAGGGCUCUGUUCUACUACUUUGCUGAAGCAGAGCAGGAUCCUGCAACCAAGCCCCUUGUUCUCUGGCUCAAUGGAGGGCCUGGCUGUUCUUCACUGGGGGUUGGAGCAUUCAAUGAGAAUGGACCAUUCAGGCCCAGUGGAGAGGUUUUGGUCAGAAAUGAGUACAGCUGGAACAAAGAAGCAAACAUGUUGUAUUUGGAGACACCAAUUGGGGUUGGUUUCUCCUAUUCAACAGAUACCUCCUCCUAUGAAGCUGUCAAUGACAAGAUUACAGCCAGGGACAAUCUGGUGUUCUUGCAAAGGUGGUUUGUCAAGUUCCCUCAGUACAAAAACAACAGCCUAUUCAUCACAGGAGAGAGCUAUGCUGGUCACUAUGUGCCCCAGUUAGCAGAGCUGAUGCUUCUGUUAAACAAGAAGGAGAAGCUAUUCAACUUGAAGGGCAUUGCUCUGGGCAACCCGGUUUUGGAGUUCGCAACAGAUUUCAACUCGCGGGCAGAGUUUUUCUGGUCCCAUGGACUUAUAUCGGAUUCGACAUACAGGAUGUUCACUUCGGUCUGUAACUAUUCUCGGUACGUGAGUGAAUAUGCCCGAGGCUCAAUCUCUCCUGUGUGCUCCAAGGUGAUGGGACUGGUGACUCAAGAGACCAGCAAGUUCGUGGAUAAUUACGACGUCACUCUCGAUGUUUGCUUAUCUUCCUUGCAUUCUCAGUCCAAACGGCUUAGUCCCCAAGUAAGUCCCAUCCUAUUAGCUAAUUUGGCUUGGGUUAUCACUAGUAAUAGAUUGUUCUUAGUUGGUUUGCAUGUGUCUCUUCAGCGAGUAACCGACGCAAUAGAUGUCUGUAUUGAGGAUGAGACCGUGAAUUAUCUAAACCGACGAGACGUGCAGAGAGCUCUCCAUGCGAGGCUUGUUGGGGUUCGGAGAUGGGAUGUCUGCAGCAAUGUGCUAGAUUAUGAGUUGCUUGACAUGGAAAUACCGACAAUCAUGAUACUGGGCAAGCUCAUCAAGGCAGGCAUCCCUGUACUAGUUUACAGUGGAGACCAAGAUUCUGUCAUCCCACUGACAGGAAGUCGGACACUGAUUCACGGGUUAGCAGAAGAAUUAGGACUAAACGCCACUACAGCCUACAGGGUUUGGUUCGAGGGACAGCAGGUGGGUGGUUGGACUCAAGUCUAUGGGAAUGUUCUGUCAUUUGCAACCAUAAGAGGAGCAUCCCAUGAAGCACCAUUUUCGCAGCCCAAGAGAUCACUUGUUCUUUUCCGAGCUUUCUUACACGGUCAACCGCUACCAGAAGCCUUCUGAUCCAUUUCCGAGCAGCUUUCCCUGUACAAUGAGUCAGUCCAAGCUCCGAAUGUUGAUUUGACCCUGAAGAGAAUUCGUUUUGUUUUUUGGUUUGUUAGCUUUGAGUUUGACCCCAUGGCUGUGAAACAUGUAGAAUUUUGUAAAUUUCUCGAGAGGAAAAGAAGACAAAUAAACAUUAAGAAAGUUUUGCUUCAAUUUUAUGAAUUUUCCUACCAUAUUUGUGUAUACA
This is a messenger RNA of Punica granatum (pomegranate), 1867 nucleotides long. Lineage: Eukaryota; Viridiplantae; Streptophyta; Magnoliopsida; Myrtales; Lythraceae. The record is from RefSeq and is a predicted model, not a curated record.